AUGGACGGACGUGUAUUCUGGAAUCGGACCUCUCAAAUUCUUCUCAAUGAAUCUUGUGACAAUGAGUGCAAUGACCAUGAUCUGAUUUAUUAUAACUUUGUCCAUCUAACAGAGACGACUAUUUUGCCUUCUCUCAUUGGAAUCCUCUGUUCAACGGGGCUAGUAGGAAACAUUCUGGUAUUGGUGACUAUCCUAAGGACCACAAAGAAGACCGUUCCAGACGUAUACAUCUGUAACCUGGCCGUGGCUGAUGUGGUCCAUGUGACGGUCAUGCCCUUCCUGAUCCACCAGUGGGCGCGGGGGGGGCACUGGGUGUUUGGCAGCACCCUCUGCACCAUCAUCACCUCACUGGACAACUGCAAUCAGGUGGCCUGUGCCGCCGUCAUGACCGCUGUCAGCCUGGACAGGUACCUGGCGGUGGUGCACCCGUUCCGUCUGAUGACCAUCCGAACCCGCUCCAAGACAAUCAGGAUCAACCUGUUUGUGUGGGUGGUGUCAUUUGUCAUGGUCCUUCCCGCCUGGGUCCACUCCAAAGUCAUUCGCUUCCCUGACGGACUGGAGAGCUGCUCCAUGAACCUGGUCACUCCCAAAGAGGUGCUCUGGUACACCCUAUAUCAGACCAUCACGUCUUUCUUUCUGCUGCCCCUUAUCAUCACCUGUUACAUGCUGAUCCUGUGCUAUACCUAGAUGUAUCUGAAGAACAAAAGGGAACGGCGGUAUGAAAUUACAGUCCCGGAGCGAGCCAUCCGCCUCACCAAGAUGGUUCUGGUCCUAGUGGCGGUUUUCCUGGUGAGCGUAGGGCCCUACCACAUGCUCCAGCUGGUCAACUUAACAGUGCGGCGGCCCACGCUGGCCUACUACACCUGCUACUACCUGUCAGUGUGCCUCAGCUACGCCGCCAGCAGCAUUAACCCUUUCAUCUACAUCCUGCUCAGCGGACACUUCCGUCACCGGCUCACUUACCGCAAGCCGCCCAGCAGGCCUGUUGUUGAGAGGGAGCCUAAUGGGCCCCAGGUCCGUACACCACACUCCAGCUUCUGACAGUCUUGUCCUCAAAGCAGGCACACACACAUACACACGACACAUGGGUUCAUGGACGCACACAAGUGCAUCCCCACACACGACCGCACCCCCCCACACACACACACACCACCACCACUACAGCCUGUCCCCAGCACACUGCGUGGGGCAUUCCCUAUGGCAGGAGCAUUACCUUUUGAUCAAGGAUUGCUUUAUUUGACAUUGUGGAUUGAUUUACACCUCAACAGGAUCAGAGAGUGUUAUUAUUUAUUUUCUAUUAUGGUUUUCAAACGGACUGUACGAUAGCAUUGGGAUAUUGCAAGGAUUGAUCCACUAUCAUUUUGGAUUUACCUGAAUUCGGCUGACAUUACUUUCACUGUGUAUUUUAAUGUAUAGCUAAACCACAAAUAACACAUUAAGUGUUUGCCAUCAACACAUAGUUUGGCAUUUGUUUUCAACCUAUAGUUAGUGUUGCUAUAUCAUUAAUUGGUGCAUUGAUUGUAUUGUGUGGGACUUUGAACACACAGAAACAUCUGUUCUACUGUACUGUAUGUACGGCUAACAGUGCUGAGACUGCUGAGUGAAUAAAAAAUGUUUUACCGUUAGACUGAAUGCUAAGCAUUGGACUGGGAUCGGUCCAGGGUGUUUUGGUACUGUCUGGUGUUAACUGGGCUGGACUGGGAACUGGUCCCAGGAUGUAACGGUAUUACUAGUCAACAGACUGACUGACCACGGGCCACAGACACACAGCACCACCAGGGGCAUCUAAUCAAACAACUCCUCCUUACCCUCGCCCAGCUUGUGAUCAAUAAAAAGCCGAUAGCAAACCAGAUCAGACAGAUAGGCACAGCGUCACACCCCCGGCAAGGCUAAGGGGAGACUACAGUGCAACCCCUCCCCUCUAUCGUUCUCUCUCUAUGGUAAUCCCUCUCUGUUUUUACUCCAAAAUUGCCUCAGGCAUAGAGUGCUUUGACAUAUUGAUCAAUAUGUCUCAAUGUCAACACACUCCUGUUGUCUCCAUGGUUUCCAAUUAGUCUCUUAUUGGAUUAGUUGGGCUCAACAUACUAAAUUUCAUUGUGUUAUUGGUCGACCAUGGAUUCAUUUGUAUGUUAUCAGUACCAGUGUACCUCAUUUAUUAACGUUAACUCUCCGCUCACACCUCCUCCAGUAACAUCAGAUUAUUAAAUCGACUAUUAUACCAAUGUAAUAUAAUUAUAUUUUCUUCCUACUCUCUCUCUCUAUACUCUCUUCAACUGUUACUUCAAAAUGUUCCCUUCCCAUACUACUUAUUGCCUGUAUAAAUCUUCCAUUUCUUUGUACACCUCAAACCUCUUCUUUCCCCUCUGUGCCUCAACCCCAUUACCUCUUCCCCAUCUCUUCCUAUACACCUUGCUCUCUGCACUUAGGCAGUGGUGUAAAGUACUUAGUAAAAAUACUUCAAAGUACUACCUAUUAAGU
This is a messenger RNA of Salvelinus sp. IW2-2015, 2478 nucleotides long. RefSeq names its product melanin-concentrating hormone receptor 2-like. The record is from RefSeq and is a predicted model, not a curated record. Gene Ontology annotation, biological process: neuropeptide signaling pathway. Gene Ontology annotation, molecular function: G protein-coupled receptor activity; neuropeptide binding. Gene Ontology annotation, cellular component: plasma membrane; neuron projection. NCBI's taxonomy places the organism in Eukaryota, Metazoa, Chordata, Actinopteri, Salmoniformes, Salmonidae.